This is a messenger RNA of Colletotrichum navitas, 975 nucleotides long. RefSeq lists its product as uncharacterized. The record is from RefSeq and is a predicted model, not a curated record. NCBI's taxonomy places the organism in Eukaryota, Fungi, Ascomycota, Sordariomycetes, Glomerellales, Glomerellaceae. The transcript has a single exon. The coding region runs from base 438 to 800 and encodes 120 amino acids.
ACGCUGCCAACGCAACAGACUGUAACGUCAGCCACCAAUUGGGCAAUCGAUUACCUACUUAGCUAAGUAGUAUGAACCACUAGAAACGCGGACAACUUUCAACUUACAUUUCUCUGCAGUCAUCAAUCGCCCUCGAAUACCAUAGUGUUGUAUUGGACUUGAUUCAAGCUGUUUCUCAACAACCAUGGGAAACAAAGACCCUAGUGCGGCCGCUGCAGGCGUUAGUGGAGAUUGCGCGAUGCCAAUGACGCUGUCAGAGUUCGACACCUACAACCGCCUUGCCGUAAUGAUGUAGAAGUUUGUCAUUACACGAUGCUUGUGAAUCAAGGCCAAUGACAUUCCUGGUCCGUUUCUAAAUUGCAUCCUAGCAUGGCUAUUUUCGAAGAACCUGGAAGCGCCUCUACUAUGCAUGCACCGCGCCUGAUAGCACGGCGAAAAUGACCGACGACCAGAUCAUCAGAGAAGGGUUAUUCCUCUCUUAUCGUCUAACCAAUCAUCACAAUCUCGAAGAAAGCUCUUUAUUCCCUCUUCUUGCUCUCAAAAUGCCGCACUUUCGGGUAGACGACGCAGUAUUAGUGGAACAGCACCGCCAAAUACACGGCGGGCUUGAAGUAUUCCAGCGGUACCUAGAGAAUUGUCGGACGCGCAAGAGUGAGUUGGAGCUGCAAACUCUCAAGAGCAAAAUGGAUUCGAGGGGAGAUGUGCUCCUUUUGCGUCUUGAUCAAGAAGUCGAGAUGUUGGGAGCGGAAAAUAUGAAGAAAUAUUGGACCCCAGAGGAGAUGCCAGUAAUGCGAAUUUGAAAUAUGCCAAUUGUGGGGUACAUCUGAAUUUUGAUUAACGCUCAAUAAAGCUCCGAUAAUAACGCGCCAAAGACAUAUUCCUUUCAAUUGGGACUCUUAGAGUUCAGUCUUACGGAACAGAGUCCGGCUUCGGCUUUGGGCGAUCGUGGCGGCUCGCGAGACCAGAGCGGAUACG